Messenger RNA from Centropristis striata (black sea bass), 5251 nucleotides. RefSeq names its product kelch-like protein 28. The transcript is spliced from 6 exons. The record is from RefSeq and is a predicted model, not a curated record. Gene Ontology annotation, molecular function: protein binding. Lineage: Eukaryota; Metazoa; Chordata; Actinopteri; Perciformes; Serranidae. The coding region runs from base 138 to 1853 and encodes 571 amino acids.
UCUGUAGCUUUGUGGCUGCUUGUUGGCAGUAGGUUGUUUUCUUGAGAGCCGCCCGGGGUUCCCAGUCGUCGCCGCUGAACUCCGCCACUGCAAAAUUGGUCAUUACAGCGGCACAUCAGACGGACUAUAGGUUACAGAUGGACCAGCAGGACCAGUCCUAUAUGUUUGCCAGUCUGAAACGGCCUCACUCAGAGCAGCUGCUGCAAGGCCUCCAGCUCUUGCGGCAGGAUCACGAACUAUGUGACAUUGUCCUCCGUGUGGGUGAUGCCAAGAUCCAUGCCCACAAAGUAGUGCUGGCCAGCAUCAGCCCUUACUUCAAGGCCAUGUUCACGGGUAACCUGUCGGAAAAGGAGACCUCUGAGGUGGAAUUCCAGUGCAUCGAUGAGACUGCCUUGCAGGCCAUUGUUGAGUAUGCCUACACAGGCACGGUGUUUAUCUCCCAAGAAACAGUGGAAUCUCUGCUUCCGGCUGCGGACCUGCUCCAAGUUAAGCUAGUACUUAAGGAGUGUUGUUCCUUCUUAGAGAGCCAGCUGGACGCGGGGAACUGUAUAGGCAUCUCCCGCUUCGCAGAGACAUAUGGCUGUCAUGACCUGUGCAUGGCUGCAACUAAGUUCAUCUGUGAGAACUUUGAGGAGGUUUGUCUGACGGAGGAGUUUUUUGAACUGACGAGGGCUGAGUUGGAUGAAAUCGUGUCCAAUGACUGCCUUAAGGUGGUCACGGAGGAGACUGUAUUUUACGCCCUGGAAUCAUGGAUCAAAUAUGAUGUAACUGAGAGACAGCAGCAUCUGGCUCAGCUGCUGCACUGUGUUCGCCUUCCACUCCUCAGCGUCAAAUUUCUCACCCGCCUAUAUGAAGCCAACCACCUUAUACGAGAUGACCACGCAUGCAAGCACCUGCUCAAUGAGGCCCUCAAAUAUCAUUUUAUGCCUGAGCACCGACUCUCCUAUCAGACUGUGUUAUCGGCACGGCCCAGAUGUGCCCCAAAGGUGUUGCUUGCAGUAGGAGGCAAGGCUGGACUGUUUGCAACAUUAGAAAGCAUAGAAAUGUAUUUCCCUCGGACAGAUUCGUGGAUAGGACUGGCCCCUCUCAGUGUACCCCGGUAUGAAUUUGGAGUGGCAGUGCUGGACCAUAAGGUGUAUGUGGUGGGAGGUAUCGCCACACACAUGAGACAGGGCAUUAGCUAUCGGAGACACGAGAGCACGGUGGAGAGCUGGGACCCCGAAAGCAACACCUGGUCCUCGGUGGAGCGCAUGGCAGAGUGCCGCAGCACACUCGGGGUGGUGGUCCUGGCGGGUGAGCUGUAUGCCCUCGGAGGGUACGACGGCCAGUAUUACCUCCAAUCGGUGGAGAAAUAUGUCCCCAAGUUGAAAGAGUGGCAGCCUGUGGCGCCGAUGACCAAGUCCCGCAGCUGCUUUGCCACCGCUGUGCUGGAUGGCAUGGUGUAUGCUAUUGGAGGCUAUGGCCCGGCUCAUAUGAACAGCGUGGAGCGGUAUGACCCCAGCAAGGAUGCCUGGGAAAUGGUAGCCCCCAUGGCAGACAAGAGGAUCAACUUCGGAGUAGGCGUCAUGCUCGGCUUCAUAUUUGUUGUGGGCGGACACAACGGAGUGUCACACCUGUCUAGCAUCGAGCGGUAUGAUCCACAUCAGAAUCAGUGGACAGCCUGUCGGCCAAUGAAUGAACCGCGCACUGGUGUGGGCUCUGCCAUUGUGGACAACUACCUCUAUGUUGUGGGAGGCCACUCCGGGUCGUCCUACCUGAACACUGUCCAGCGCUAUGACCCCAUCUCAGACAGCUGGUUGGACUCGAGCGGCAUGAUGUACUGCCGUUGCAACUUUGGUCUGACUGCCCUUUGACCCAUGGCCCAGCCAGCUAGGACCCAAUAAGAGAACUUAGACACAAAGACGUUUCUUUUUUGUUGUCUCCUCCUCCUUCCCCACAUUCAUCCUCCAGGUGCAGAGGAGCGCUGCACACCGACGUGAACACCAGAGGAGAGAGAGAGAGAGAGAGGGAGCCUGCUGGGUGGAUGGAUGUUCCGGGGCUAGCUGGCUGGCUAGAGGGGGACCACAGACAUGGCUGCAGAGAUGAGAAAGAGCUGCAAAGUUGCACGGAACGGAGAGGAAGACGUUUGGACAGCUGCUGUCACAGGCGCAAGGAGACGGCCGCUCUACUGCUGCUGGACCACAAUGAGGACUCUGAGCCAUUUCCCAGAGGAUUGUGGGAGAAAACUUGUCACUUUUAUUUCAAUUAUGUUAGCAGACUUUUUUUUUGUUGUCCUUCAUGCCAUUAACUGUGUUUAACACUCAACUUUUUUUUUAAAAUUAAUUUCCCUGCUGCAACUGAAACCAUGUGUUCAGAUUUUGUAGAACACUGCAGUUUGCUGGCGUAUUUGUAUGAAUAUGUGGUUGUUGGCCAUGUAGUGUGUAUGUCCGUGUGUAUGCUCGAGGGGUGCAUGCAUGUUAGGUAGGAUUGUUUGUUUUGUUACGUGUCCGGGUGCAGAGCCGAUGCUCGGGCUCAGCGACACAGGAGUUCUGCAUCAAAAAUCAGUGCUUCACAAAAAAAGAGAAAAGUUGGAAUCUUUAUAUUUUCAAAAAGGGCUGCCUUUUUCUCUCGUGUAAAUAGUCUAAAUAAAAUAUAUAGAUAUGAAUAUAUCCUCUAGUGCAUUGCCUGUAAAUGUUUUUCUGCACUGGGUCACUAGUGUGUGUGCGGAUGUUUGUGUAGUUUGUUUCCAAGGGUCAGUGUAGAGGUGAGUGACAGUGUUUGCCACUAGUUUCUGCUUCAUUCCCGGAGCCAUUUAAAAAAUCCCUGUGUUCUAGCUUCUGUUACAUCUUCCUAAGGUCAGGUCAUGCACUUGCUACUCUUCACAUUAGUUGAACUUGACCUUGGCCCUCCUUUCACCCUUUGGUCUGUACACAAUACCAACUGGUGCUAUAUUUAGGAUUCAGGAUUCAGCUGUUUGUCUGUGUUGCCUCAUGCAAUUAGGUCAACCUCUGUUCAGCCUCUGCUACAUUACUGAAUAAGAUGUUGUUUGAUUUAUGCACAUUUAAAUGCAUAAAAUUGAAUGGCCCCCAACCAUGCAAUAAAAUCAAGUCCUACAGAAUGGGAAGCCCGUGGUUGGAAAACCGCAAAUUUCAUUAACAUUUAAAAAGUCUCAAAAUUAGCACUAAUAUUUGGAUUUAUUUAUAUAUAUAUAAAAAAAUAUAUAUAAAAAAAUCUAAUCUAUAGUUGUCACAUCGUCCCUGUUACUAGAUAUGAGCAUGCAUUGUCAUUGUCUCAAUGCUUGUUGCGGUUACAAUGUCACUCUCUUGACUAUAAACUGGACUUUUUCUGCCCCUGAUUAGCUCUGACACCUGCUGUUUUCACUUUCCAUCUCACUACUAACAUGUGAUCCUCAUGUGGCCAAGGUCUUGCUUGCAAGCUCAGGUUUGAGGUAAUCCGUUCCCAGCUUCAUGUGAAGUGCCAAACCAUGAUGUUUUUUGUUGUUUUUUUGCAUCUUUGCCACCUCCAGUGCUAGAAACAGCUUCCUUCGUGUGCCACAAUUGAAACAUUUCCUUCUUGUCCUUAUUGCUAAUGUAUCAGCAUGACAUUCUUCCAUGCUGCCAUGUGGAGAUUGAUGAUAAAGCACCAAGGGCUGUGCCAGCCAACUCAGGCCAUGUUCCCACUGUCACCAGUCUUGUGUCCUGGGAGAGAGACCGCAGUGCUCCCCUGGGUGUGUUUGACUCCAGGCUGGCUGAGUGUGUCGCUCUGUUAAAGCUAACAGACAGAUCAAGCAAUGCACGUCAAUAGAGGGGGCACUAGACUAGGAAAGGCUAGGUGUGGUGUGUCUUGUUGCGUCACUUUAUGUUAGUUUGAGUUGCUUUGUGCACUGACGUUUGCACACAAAGUGGAAACUUUAACCAAGCUCUGCAUUGCACUUACCAAACUCUUUGAUACAUAUUGUAAUUUGUACAUAUGUUUUAAUUUAGAAUAAUGGCAUUUAGAUAAUGCAAUAAGACUUCUGUUCUCUCUGUGGAUGAAUAUGUUUUGUGUUUGUCUCUUUAAAAAGCCAAGGCAUCUCAUAUUGCUGUAACAGAACCCCACAUGGCAUGUCUGUUGAUUCACACUGUUUGCUGGUAAUGUCUGAUGAAACAUCAAAUGGUACCAUUGCCUUUGUCUCAUCCUACCAGACAUCUUGUGUUGUCAUUUUGUUGUGCAUGCUGGUUCGUUUGUACAAGGCAUAUGUUUAUUGAGGCAGAUUUAGAUGGAUUGCUCACCAUUAUUAUAACUAAUGGCUAAAUCCAAGGUAUACACCUUUUUAAAAAAAAAAAAAAAAAAAAAUUAAAUCACAUAAAAGUCUGGUAAAUGUUAGACAGGAUGUGCUCUUCCACUUGUACUCUAAACUUCAUGUUUGUAAAAUUAUUCGAGAAAUCAAUACUACAGACUUUAAUGACAUUUGCCUUGCAAAUUGGUCACUGGUGAGACAUUAAUUUGUUGCCGAUCACCAUAUAGAGUACUUUCCUUUACAUCUCGGGUUUAUUUUGAAAGAGUAACGCAAAAGCAACCCAAGCGUGUGUCUGCAAAUAUGUAAUUUCAUAUUAGAAAGAUGUGAAUGACUUUUUUUUGUAUUUAUUAUAACAAUUCAUGUCCUGUAACAUAAUUUUGUUCGCUAAUUGUCUAGAUUUUGUUAGUCACUUAACAGCCACAGCACAAAUCACGCAGGCGUAAUUAUGUGCUGCAGCCAUGAUUCAUCUAGCAUCAAUGUUUUGUACAGUUUCAUAAAGGUGUAUAUUAACAACUAAUAUAAUGAAUCUUGGAGAGAUGCUGAUGAAAAUCUGCAAACGUGAAUCUGCAAAAAGAAGGGAUGUUAACUUUGAGUUUGUACGCAUUUUCAUUAUGGCCUAACCAAUGUCAUGUUUUUGCCACCACUCUCACCAAAGUGCUUGUUCAAAGAAAGCAGAUGGACAACUAACACCUGGUCUGCAACGGACUGCCACUCUGUUUGUGUCUGAAAGAAAAAUCCUUUGAAACUGAUGUCAAUGUUAGCCAAAUGACCACUCUGCUUCUUUUACAUUUCUCCCAUUGUGUGUCUGGAGUAAGGUGACAAUCUUGAAUUUUACAUCCUGUGGAUUAAUACUGGAAGUACAAGAUAACCUUAGGUGUAGAAACAGUAGCUUUUCACAUUUUAUCAUGUUUUGAUUGAAGACAUUUUACAUACAUUUUAGUCAGUUUGUGUGGUGCAGUUGUACCCAGUCUAAAAUAAAUGCCUGCCUUAAAA